Messenger RNA from Staurois parvus, 366 nucleotides. The record is from the annotation of a GenBank genome assembly. Lineage: Eukaryota; Metazoa; Chordata; Amphibia; Anura; Ranidae.
UCACUGUUUAUGUUCCAGAGUGGUAUCCUAUCCCUGAUGAAGAUACCUGUGAUAUAUUUUCAAAAUGCGUUGGUUUCCCUAGCUCAGCGGUCUCCAAACUUUAUAAAUGAAGGGCCAGGGGGCCGGAUUGGGGCCACUGGGAGUAGAAAGUGUCCUGGGAUCAGUGAGUACACAAGCCUCAUCAUUGGUAUUAAUGGGAGGAAUAGUGCCCCAUUAUUGGUGUCAAUGAGAGGAAUAGUGCCCCAUCACAGGUAUCAGUGGAAAGAAUAGUGCCCCAUCAUUGGUGUCAGUGGGAGGAAUAGUGCCCCAUCACAGGUAUCAGUGGAAAGAAUAGUACCCCAUCAUUGGUGUCAGUGGGAGGAAUAG